Leopardus geoffroyi (Geoffroy's cat) is the source of this 2114-nucleotide messenger RNA. RefSeq names its product cellular communication network factor 1 (gene CCN1). The record is from RefSeq and is a predicted model, not a curated record. Gene Ontology annotation, biological process: signal transduction. NCBI's taxonomy places the organism in Eukaryota, Metazoa, Chordata, Mammalia, Carnivora, Felidae. Bases 308 to 1456 code for a protein of 382 amino acids. Gene Ontology annotation, cellular component: extracellular region. The transcript has 5 exons. Gene Ontology annotation, molecular function: protein binding.
UGCAACACGCGGCGCCGCGGCCGGCCCGUAUAAAAGGCGGGCUCUGGACGCUUGGGCAGACCGCGAGCGAGAGCGCCCCCGAGCAGCACCCGCGCCCUUCGCGCCUCCUCGGGAAGGACCUCAAGAGAAGGACGCUUGCAGCCCGCUCGCCGCCCCAGCCCUCGCCCUCCUGCCACCGGGCCCGCCACCCCGCCGCACGGACCGGAGCCUGUCCCGUCUCCCGGAUCCACGCACCAGACCUCGACUGCUGCGCACCCGUGUAUCGGCGUCUUUGCUUCCGCGCUCGUCCGGACUCCUGCGCGCCACAAUGAGCUCCCGCACCGCCAGGACGCUCGCCUUCGCCGUCACCCUUCUCCACUUGGCCAGGCUGGCGCUCUCCACCUGCCCUGCCGCCUGCCACUGCCCCCAGGAGGCGCCCAAGUGCGCCCCGGGAGUCGGGCUGGUCCGGGACGGCUGCGGCUGCUGUAAGGUCUGCGCCAAGCAGCUCAACGAGGACUGCAGCAAAAUGCAGCCCUGCGACCACACCAAGGGGCUGGAAUGCAAUUUCGGCGCCAGUUCCACCGCUCCGAAGGGGAUCUGCAGAGCUCAAUCAGAGGGCAGACCCUGUGAAUAUAACUCCAGAAUCUACCAGAAUGGGGAAAGUUUCCAGCCCAACUGUAAACAUCAGUGCACAUGUAUCGACGGCGCUGUGGGCUGCAUUCCUCUGUGUCCCCAAGAACUCUCUCUCCCCAACUUGGGCUGUCCCAACCCCCGGCUAGUCAAAGUUACCGGGCAGUGCUGUGAGGAGUGGGUCUGUGAUGAGGAUGGUGCCAAGGACCCCGCGGACGACCGGGAUGGCCUCCUGGGCAAGGGGCUGGCAUUUGAUGCCUCGGAGGUGGAGUUAACCAGGAACAAUGAAUUAAUUGCGGUUGGAAAAGGCGGCUCCCUGAAGCGGCUCCCAGCGUUUGGAAUGGAACCUCGAAUCCUAUACAACCCUUCUUUACGUGGCCAGAAAUGUAUCGUUCAAACAACUUCAUGGUCCCAGUGCUCCAAGACCUGUGGAACUGGUAUCUCCACACGAGUUACCAAUGACAACCUUGAAUGCCGCCUGGUGAAGGAAACCCGGAUUUGUGAAGUGCGGCCUUGUGGACAGCAGAUGUACAGCAGCCUGAAAAAGGGCAAGAAAUGCAGCAAGACCAAGAAAUCCCCCGAACCAGUCAAGUUUACUUAUGCUGGAUGUUCGAGUGUGAAGAAAUACCGGCCCAAGUAUUGCGGCUCGUGCGUGGACGGCCGCUGCUGCACGCCCCAGCAGACCAGGACUGUGAAGAUGCGCUUCCGUUGCGAAGAUGGGGAGACGUUUUCCAAGAACGUCAUGAUGAUCCAGUCCUGCAAGUGCAACUACAACUGCCCGCAUGCCAACGAGGCGGUGUUUCCCUUCUACAGGCUGUUCAAUGACAUUCACAAAUUUAGGGACUAAAUGCCACCUGGGUUUCCAGCGCGAGGGUGAACAAACGAGGGGGGAGAAGAGUGCCAGAAUCACAGAGAUAUGGGUGGGGGCGGUGGGGGUGAGGGACUCAUUGUAGAAGGGAUGCAUUGCUCAUUCUUGAGUAGUAUUAAGGUAUUUUGAAACUGCCAGGUGUGCUGGUGCAGAUGGACGGACACUAACGCAGCCACGAUGGGAGAAUACUUCGCUUCAUAAUAUUGGAGCCCACGUUACUGCUUCAUUUUGGAGCUUGUGCUGUUGAUGACGUUCUGUUUUCUGUUUGUAAAUUAUUUGGUAAGCAUAUUUUUCUCUAGGCUUUUCUUCCUUUUGGUUCUACAAUUGUUAAAAAAAAAAAAAAGAUUAGUUGAUCAGUUAAAGCCUUCAUCUUUUGAAAGAAGUAAAUGGGAGGGGGUGCCAUCCCUUCCUGAAGGGGACACUCUGUGAGUGACCGUGAGAGGCAGCUAUCUGCACUCUAAACUGCAAACAGAAAUCAGGUGUUUUAAGACUGAAUGUUUUUAUUUAUCGAAAUGUAGCUUUUGGGGAGGGAAGGGAAAUGUAAUACUGGAAUAAUUUGUAAAUGAUUUUAAUUUUAUAUUCAGUGAAAAGAAUUUAUUUAUGGAAUUAAUCAUUUAAUAAAGAAAUAUUUACCUAA